Messenger RNA from Notothenia coriiceps (black rockcod), 816 nucleotides. RefSeq names its product plac8 onzin related protein 1 (gene ponzr1). The record is from RefSeq and is a predicted model, not a curated record. Bases 100 to 492 code for a protein of 130 amino acids. The transcript has 4 exons. NCBI's taxonomy places the organism in Eukaryota, Metazoa, Chordata, Actinopteri, Perciformes, Nototheniidae.
GGUGCAGCGGAUUUUUUUAUCACUCAUUUUAAGCUUGGGUGCUGGAUGGAUUAAUCUUUCUUUUGACUUUUCUACCGAUCAAGAAACCAGUGAUUAGACAUGGCCGUCCACCAGCAGCCGACCCAGGUGGUGACGGUGAUGCGCACAACCCAGGGCCCUGGGGCAUGGAGCACCGGCCUCUGUGACUGCUGCAUGGAUAUGAGCAGCUGUUGCUGUGGUUGGUGGUGCUUUCCCUGCAUGCAGUGUCAGACUGCUGGAGAUCAUGGAUGGUGCUGCUGCAUGCCGCUGUUGGACUUCUGUUGUGUGGUGUCCUGCUUACUCCGCUCCUCCAUCCGAGAGCGCCAUGAUAUUCCGGGCUCGUGCUGUGACGACUGCUGCAAGUUGAUGUGGUGCUACCCGUGCGUCUGGUGCCAGAUGCAUCGUGAGGUGAAGAUCAGGAAAAACCGACCGACCAACAGCUCAGUGGUCACCACGCAGGUUUAUCCAAGAUAGGACACAACCCGUUUUGUUUGUGGGCUAAGGGUUUGCCACAUGUUCAAAAUAUAGCCUGCUAGUUCUGCCUACAACUCCUUUUAUAUACUGAUUUUACAAUGACAUAUAAUGAAGCUUUUAGCAUUUAGCACUGAAGCUAGUAAACAUAGUUUUGGUAGUGAUGUGUUUUUUGUAAUGCCUAGAUUGUAGAUUUAACUUGAGAUUCACUUUUGAAGCAGGAGUUAGCAUGUUAGCACGUUGGAUGUUCUGAUACUGUAUAAUGUGGUUCCUGUAUGAGCUUCUAUUCCAUCUUUCCAAUAAAGUAUUGCUAUUUCAGUUAACAAA